AUGGAAGGCUACAAACUCUCUCCUCCAGUAGAUUGUACGAAAACGAUUGACACAAAGGAUUUGAGAGGAAAGACUGCCGUCAUCACCGGAGGUGCAUAUGGAAUUGGCGAAGCAUACACAAGGGCGCUCUCUGCUGCAGGCGUCAAUGUAUGCAUCGGGGAUAUGGACUCCGAAGGUGGUCCGAAGUUGGCAUCGGAGCUUGAGCACGCAAAAUUUGUGAAGUGUGAUGUGACUAAUUGGGAAGAUCAGCGUCGUCUUUUCACUGAAGCUGCAUCUUUCACGGGAAAGGUGGACUAUGUUAUCGCUAACGCAGGCAUAUGUGCUCCCGAUGAAGUUUUUACUUUCGCAGGCAAGGGCCAGGAGCCCACGGAACCAAAUUUGAAAACAGUUGAUGUCAAUCUGAAAGGGACAUUGUACACCACCAAACUAGCUCUUCACUACUUUGUAGAACAAAACGAGGAGAAGCCAUCGCCACAGCAAGAGGAUACAUGCUUAGUGCUGAUCGGAUCUGGGGCAGCGUUUCUGGACUGCCUUCGUGGACCUGUAUACCCGAGCACAAAGUGGGCUGCGCGAGGCAUCAUGCAUUCCCUGCGAAGGACAGCGUUCUACCAUGGCAGCCGAGUCAACGUCAUAUCUCCAUGGUACGUCAAGACGUCGAUAUUGUCUGCGGAAGCUUUCGAGCACGUGGAAAAGUGCGGAGUACAAUUCGCGGAAGCAGGAGAUGCAGCAAAUGCUCUAUUGCGAAUCUUGUCUGAUCGAACAAUUAACGGCAGAUCACUCUUUGUCUCGGCUAGAAAGUGGGCACCAGCAGGGUAUCUGGACUUGGACGUUGAUGAUUACCCUGGAAAUGAGCUGAUCCAGGAAAUUCAGGUGGAUCAGAUGAAAGCAGCUCCUGUGGACGAAGGCUUGUUUCUGCCAUAG
Molecule: messenger RNA, 921 nt
Organism: Botrytis byssoidea
Lineage: Eukaryota; Fungi; Ascomycota; Leotiomycetes; Helotiales; Sclerotiniaceae
Exons: 6
Coding region: 1-921 (306 amino acids)
Molecular function (GO): oxidoreductase activity
Source: RefSeq, a predicted model, not a curated record